Molecule: messenger RNA, 424 nt
Organism: Mangifera indica (mango)
Lineage: Eukaryota; Viridiplantae; Streptophyta; Magnoliopsida; Sapindales; Anacardiaceae
Product: protein SENESCENCE-ASSOCIATED GENE 21, mitochondrial-like
Exons: 2
Coding region: 68-328 (86 amino acids)
Source: RefSeq, a predicted model, not a curated record
ACUCUUCAUUGCCUAUAUAUCUAACUCUUCUGUAUUAACCCUUCACCUACAAUUACAAAAUCCUGUCAUGGCUUCUAAGUUCUCCGUCAACAAGUUUCUUCACGUCAGCAAACAUUCGAAUGUGGUCGCCAUGGAGAAUGUGAGAGCUGUGGAGCCACCAGCGGCGUCAGCAGUAAUGAGGAAGAUGGAGGGUUCAUCUGCGGAGAAGAACCAAGUGUUCUGGAUGAGAGAUCCAAAGACUGGCAACUGGAUUCCUGAGACUCACUUUGACCAAGUUGAUGCUGCAGAGCUUAGAGAGAAGUUACUUCCCAAGAAAGAUUCGGACUAAUUGAACUAGUUUUUUACAACCAAUUUGACGGCCUUACUAGAUGAUCAUGGGGAUAUGGACUCUUUGUAAUCGAAUCAAUAAAAUAAAUUUUCUGAU